AUGGGACGCUACCCUUACUGCACAACCUGCGACGAUCUACUGGGCGACAGCACGAUCAAAUGUUAUAACUGUUACGAAGUGUUCCACCGAAAGGCUAAAUGUACUGGCAUUUCCGCUGAUGUAAGUUUGCGCUUUAUUACCUAAAUUUGUCGCCGAAAGGGCUUUGUAUUAUUUGAAGUCGUUCAACCAAAUUUCUUAUAGAACCUGAACCGAAUCGCUAAAUGGUUUUGUUACAUCUGUGACCCAUGUUUCUUUUGCCACGGGGAGGAUGAAAAAGAUGAAUCAUAUAUUUGUGAUGGAUGUAAUCGCAACUUUCAUCUCAAAUGUCUUGAUCCUCCGCUUAUCGAGCAGCCCACUAAUUUUUAUGAAAAAUGGUUUUGCAGAUAGUAAGUUUAUAUUCUAAAGAUGUCGAGUUUCAGCUGCUCUACAAAUAUCUGCAUGGGAUGUUGGUUUCCAAUGCAUUCCUUGGCUUGUGAUUACUGUUAUCAAUGCCAAUCUCGAAUUGUGUGUGCAGGUUGCAACGAACCUUAUGAAGAAUGUGACAAGAAAGUGAGGUGUUCUUGGUGUUCAUUCGAUUAUCACGUGUUGUGCGAAGACCUAAGUGGACCUGAUGGAAAGUGUCAACAGUGCAAGAACGAGCCUCAAGAUGGUUAUGUUAGUAAGCUAAUUAUACUGAAAAUGGAUUUUUUUACGUUUUUUUAAAUUUUGCUUUUUAGGAGCAAACGCGUAUGUUCUUUAUGAAGGUCUCCAAGUAAGGAAGUUCCAAGAACGGCUGUUCUUUGAGAGGAACCAGAUAAAAAAGAAAUUCGCUUUGAAGCGGAUUCCGAAAUCUCGGUACGACAGGAGGAAUUACUCUUUACAUAGGUAAUAUUUUAAGUAAUUUUUUUUAUGAUGAGAUUGUCUUGACAGCUGUGUUUCAGACUGAAGAUGCUGCAAGUCUCAACGAUUCCUGAAGAUAUUCUGGAAAAGCUUUGUCAAGCAGAGUCUUUUUUUGGGAAAGAGCUGCUUUACAACAACCGGGAUGAAACCGAGGAUCACUUGAAAUAUUUCGAAAAACAUGAGAAAAAAGAAAGUUCCCUUGAGAAGGUGGAAGAUCGGAGUGUUUUGGGAUUAGUAUUCGAGAAUGAGUUGAGAAAUCAACUGGCUACUGAAUUCACGGACGUCGAUGAGGCUUGCCGUGGCUUAAUUUCUUCGCCGAUAGAUUGGAUGGCUACCUUAAAAUAUAAACCACCUAGUCCUAGUAUUUGGCGAGUGUUGGCAAAGGAAGAAAAUUUCGUAAGGUCUUAAUCAUUUAAAACACGAUUUUUGAGUCAGGGCACCAGCGGUGGUCUUAGGAAAAAAUCGAUUUUGAUAUUUUUGGCUUAAAAUAGUCGGUAGCACUUGUGGAAGAAAAGCUAAAAAUAUUUUUGCCCAAUUUUGCCCGGAAGGCAUAUUUUUUUACAAAAUACGUUUUUACACUUCAAAGCCUCUGGAGGCCGAUGUGAUCCGACCACAGAGCUCAAACCUGGCAUACAGGGGUUUUUGACACCCAGGAAUCUGAAAAUCGUAGCAUUUUUACCGUCAGAUUACUGUAACAUGGUCAUACUGUAAUCCGGUCGAUAAAAAUCGACGAUAACUUCUUUAGAUCAAAAAUGCCACAGGAUUUUAUUGCAGAUUCGGAAUCAGCAUAAAAUUCUGCUUCGGAUGCAUGUAAAAUAUGUUCAAAAUUCCGUGGCCCAACCUCUGUAGUAUAGUGGUUGUGCGCCAGGAUUAUCAAUCUGGCGACCCAGGUUCGAUUCCCGGUGGCUGCAAAUGGCAGAAAAUGGACUAUAAAAGGGCGGAAACUUGGAAAAAAGGGAAAAUAAAUUACAGAAAAUUAAUUUUAUGCUACUUAGGAGCAGUUUAAAAGUUUUUGCAAGAAUUCCGCAUAAAUUACGGUUUUUAUGGAAAACGCCUCACAGCAUUCGUAAGAUCGCACCAAAUGGCAACUAAAGAGUUGUGGUGAAUCUAGAUAACGCUUGCUAUGCAAUAUUCUUCAAAUCCGUCGAGGAAUGUAAUACAAAACAAAAUAAAACAAUUAUUUGGUUUUCAGAAGGAAGCACGCAUGUUACAGUCCCGUAAUUUAGCCCCUGUUCCUUAUCAACUGAGUCUUCAUUUAGAUUUAUCAUAAGAGCGUCCACGCGCUCCGUUUUUCGUGGGAUACGCAAGACGGCCUAAGUUUUGCAAGCUGUGUGAUCCCGGUGCUGUUAGGGAAUCUUAUAUGACUUUUUGUGAAUCUUAUAUGACUUUUUGGUCAAAUAGUGUUCCGUUCGAUAAACCUCGGCCGCAGCUCGCCUUCUUAAAAUCCCGAAUUUGAAAGAAAAUCCAGGCUAUCCCAAAAAUUUAACGAAAUAAGCAGAAAUGGACUUAUUUUGUAGUAGGAAGCCACAGUAACCUCUUCUGUAAAUUUUAACCAGAUUGCUCCACUUUCCGGCAAGCUAUAAGGCGUUUUCAAUAAAAACCGUAAUUUAUGCGGAAUUCUUGCAAAAACUUUUAAACUGCUCCUAAGUAGCAUAAAAUUAAUUUUCUGUAAUUUAUUUUCCCUUUUUUCCAAGUUUCCGCCCUUUUAUAGUCCAUUUUCUGCCAUUUGCAGCCACCGGGAAUCGAACCUGGGUCGCCAGAUUGAUAAUCCUGGCGCACAACCACUAUACUACAGAGGUUGGGCCACGGAAUUUUGAACAUAUUUUACAUGUAUCCGAAGCAGAAUUUUAUGCUGAUUCCGAAUCUGCAAUAAAAUCCUGUGGCAUUUUUGAUCUAAAGAAGUUAUCGUCGAUUUUUAUCGACCGGAUUACAGUAUGACCAUGUUACAGUAAUCUGACGGUAAAAAUGCUACGAUUUUCAGAUUCCUGGGUGUCAAAAACCCCUGUAUGCCAGGUUUGAGCUCUGUGGUCGGAUCACAUCGGCCUCCAGAGGCUUUGAAGUGUAAAAACGUAUUUUGUAAAAAAAUAUGCCUUCCGGGCAAAAUUGGGCAAAAAUAUUUUUAGCUUUUCUUCCACAAGUGCUACCGACUAUUUUAAGCCAAAAAUCUCAAAAUCGAUUUUUUCCUAAGACCGGGCCCCACUACUGGCUGACGCAGUGACUCAAAAAUCGUGUUUUAAACAUUAUAAUGCUCCGUUAUAGAAUCCAGAACUAGUACGUCCUCGUCCGCAGCGCCGAUUCCAACAGAUGAUCAACCACAGUCCUCGGUAUCCUUUCCGUCAUCAGAGAAUUUGGGCUCGUUCUUAUGAUUAA
Molecule: messenger RNA, 3249 nt
Organism: Bursaphelenchus xylophilus (pine wood nematode)
Lineage: Eukaryota; Metazoa; Nematoda; Chromadorea; Rhabditida; Aphelenchoididae
Source: the annotation of a GenBank genome assembly